Molecule: messenger RNA, 916 nt
Organism: Aspergillus steynii IBT 23096
Lineage: Eukaryota; Fungi; Ascomycota; Eurotiomycetes; Eurotiales; Aspergillaceae
Product: class I SAM-dependent methyltransferase
Exons: 1
Coding region: 1-915 (304 amino acids)
Source: RefSeq, a predicted model, not a curated record
AUGAACGAACCAAUCGCAGACCCGCCCUGCACAUCCAGCUCGAUCUUCCCAUCAACCGACGGCCUCGGCUACACGCUCCAAAACAACCACCGCGCAGCCGCCCGCCUGAACCUACAGCAGUACUUAUGGCACGAGACACUAGGAUACCACAUUCAUCCGGGGGUGCAAAUCCCGGCCUUCAGUCCCGUAAUCGCCGACGUGGCGACCGGAACCGGACUCUGGAUGAUCCAGGUCGCGCGGGAGGUGCCCUCGGCGCAGGUGGACGGGCUAGACAUUGAUAUGACGCAAGCGCCGCACCCAGCAUGGCUACCCGGCGCGAUUGGCCUUCGAUACUGGGAUAUUUUCAGCCCCGUGCCGCCCGAUCUACGGGAGAAAUAUGACCUGGUGCAUGUGAGACUGCUCGUGUUGGUUUUGUCGGGCGUUGAUCCGGUGCCGGCGAUUAGGAAUCUCCUGGCGCUGCUGAAACCAGGGGGUUAUUUACAGUGGGAUGAGCUGGACUGUGUGCAUAUGAAGUUGAAGAAAGCCGACGAAUCCCUGGUGGCUCCGGCGUUGGAGGAGAUCCAGUCCAUGCUGUAUGCGACGGGUCGACAUAACUGGGCAUUGGAGCUGCCGCGGACAUUGACGGAUUGCGGAUUCGAAGAUGCGUGGAUCGAUUAUUAUGAUGAGGCCCCGGAGCUAGUGCGCGCUUUUAAUGAUCAGCAUUUGAUGACGAUAGAGGAGUUCGCGGGCAAGUUGGCGCAGUUGGGCCAGGUAGAAACAGCCCGAGAGGUCUACGAUCUGGUGAAAACGGGCUAUGAGGAGAGCGUGCAGGGUGUCGCCCUCUCUGUUCCUCGGGUUGUGGUUGUGGCACGGAAGCCGAUGAUAUCAUCCGAUCAAGGGGUUCGCUCGAACAGACGGCCGUUGGAGUCAUUGUGAG